Homalodisca vitripennis (glassy-winged sharpshooter) is the source of this 4061-nucleotide messenger RNA. RefSeq names its product MKRN2 opposite strand protein. The coding region runs from base 56 to 688 and encodes 210 amino acids. NCBI's taxonomy places the organism in Eukaryota, Metazoa, Arthropoda, Insecta, Hemiptera, Cicadellidae. The record is from RefSeq and is a predicted model, not a curated record. The transcript is spliced from 5 exons.
AUACAGUUCAUCCAGUCCAGUCGUGGACAGAUAGACUUAUAGCAGCUCUUGACAGAUGGACUGUGACCCAGGGAUACUGUGUGUGCAGCACUGUGGCCCCCGAGUCUUCUGUUUCCAGUUGCCCGAGCACUGUCCAGUCUGCCGCACCAGUCUUACCAACGUCACCCCCGCCCUCAUUCCGUUCAGAGUGCCCUACCCGUUUGUCAGAGCCCAGCAGUAUCCAUGUGCUGUCAUCAUAAAGCCUACCAAUGGAGAUUUUCUCAAUGACUACAAGGCAAGCAGUGACUUGCACAUCGGGGUGACAGACUCACGAGGGCGGGUAGUUGAGUUCGACCAGCAUGGACUGAGGCGGGACCAGCGGACCGGGUGGGACCAGUGUCUGGCGGUCAGUGAGCUGUGUGCGGAGGACUGGACCACCCGCUGGGACCAGACUUUGGCAUCUGUGGCGAGCCAGGACUGCUGGACUUCUCAAAGGUACCAUGAGGAGACAUUCAACUGUUACACAUUCGUGUUGGCGUUCCUGAGAUGUCUACGAGACGGCACCCUGAGUGAGGCUGCAGCUAGCAAAGUGCAGUUCUGUGAAGCGUUUGUGUCACCCCGCGCGACCACAGCUUGUAAAUACAUCGCUCUGUAUCGUCGACUGAAGGACAGCGGCUACUAUGUCAGUCGUACUCCCGCAGUCUCGUAAUUUUAAUACGGAUCAUCAGAAAGUUCCUUUACAUAAUAGCAUUUAUGUAUAAUUAGAUCCUAGAUCACUUAUAUUACAGUAAUUUUCAAUAUACAUUUGGUUGUUGUUAAAUAAACUGUUUUUCCUAAUGAUUCCUUAUCAUCAGUCACUGAUGCGUAACCAUACUAAUUUUUUAUUUCCGACAAACACUGAUAUGAAAUAGAAGAAACAAAAUUAUUUUUUGUUUAUCAUUUCUUUACACUCUAUAGCUUGCACAAUUUUACAAAUUAAGUAUCAAAAUCAGCAUUAUAAUUAAAUAAAAAUUCCUCUAAAAUCAACAAUAUUCAUAACCAACACACAGUCGUAACAAUUUCAAGAAUUUUGACCUCAAAUGAAAUUGACAACACAACCACAACAAUAGGAUAAACAAAAUUGUUUUUUUGUUUACCAUUUCUUUACACUCUAAAGCUUGCACAAUUUUACAAAUUAAGUAUCGAAAUCAGCAUUAUAAUUAAAUAAAAAUUCCUCUAAAAUCAACAAUAUUCAUAACCAACAUACAGUCGUAACAAUUUCAAGAAUUUUGACCUCAAAUGAAAUUGACAACACAACCACAACAAUAGGAUAAACAAAAUUGUUUUUUUGUUUACCAUUUCUUUACACUCUAAAGCUUGCACAAUUUUACAAAUUAAGUAUCGAAAUCAGAAUUAUAAUUAAAUAAAAAUCCUGUAAAAUCAACAAUAUUCAUAACUAAUACACAGUCGUAACAAUUUCAAGAAUUUUGACCUCAAAUUAAAUUGACACAACGUAACCACAAUGUGUCUUACGAUGCUGUGGCGAUCUGGGAAACACUGCAUUAGAGAAAUUUGCGCAUUUUUAAACUGCAGAAGAAUGCAUUAAGAAUCAUUUUUUUCCUUUGUUCAGCGAAUCCAGCAGAAAGUUCUUGUGUGUCAAUAACCAACUGACUUUUGAUACAAUAUAUUUUGGAAGCUCUUACUCUCUCUUUUAAAAAGAAAUUCUCAUAUUUAUUGAAAUUAUAACACUAUUUUCAAUGAAUUGUGAAACACAGAUAAUUUGACUACAGAAUACCAUUAUACUUCCUUUUUUAAAAAAAAAAACAUGUAAUUUACGAUAGUAUCAAGCUAUAAAAUGCCUUGAUACCAUCUCUGUGUCAGAGACUGACAUGGGUAAGUUUAGAUGGUCACUGAAAUCCUGCUGCAUGGGUAAAACUAUUGUAUUCUAGAUUUUUUAAAUGAUAACAGAAGUUAAAUAAUAAUUAAUUUAGAAUGGUUUAGUUUAUUUUAACAUUAUUAACAUAUGCCAUAUCAAUAAUUUUUUUUAAUAUUUCGUAAUUAGGUAAUAAAAUUAUAUGUUUACCACCACAAUUCUUUUACGUUUGAUACAUUGAGUGUAAUUUGUUUUAACUGCUCUAAUUAAAUUGUAGGAUUCAAAACUUUUUUUGACAUAGAUUAGUAUACACACUGUGCUCAAAUUGGGUGUUGUAUAAUAUUUUGAACAGGUAUUAUUAUUAUUUUAAUCUCCAACUUUGACAUAAACAAAAUACUCUCCCCAAAAAUAAUUACAUUGUCAUUGUUGUUUGUAUUUUUAUUUACAUGUCCUGGGAAUAUCUCUUAAAUUGUGUUCUAAAAGGAAAUAAAACAAAACACAGAAUCGAUAAACUACAUUUUUAUUUAAAUUUCAUCAACAUCAGGUAAUUGAGUUCAGUCUCAAGUUCGUGCAGAUAUAAAAGAAAACAAUAAAACUAAUCAUAAAAAACGUAUUACUUUGAUGUUCUUAAAACCAUUAAUAAUAUAGGCAAUUAUACUACUUCCACAUUUAAAAAUAAAAAUGCAAGAAAAUAUUGGAAGUAAAGAGAACAGAAAAUCAUACAUGGCAAGCUUAAACGUAAAAAUACACUAAGUGUAAUUUAAAACCGUAAUGCCAUUAAAUGUAUAUAUAUAUAUAUAUAUAUAUGUAUAUAGAUGCUACAUUGAGGUGCUUCAUAAAUACUAAUAGCAUUCACCAAAUUGAUACAACAAACAGGACUAGCAUUAGAAAUUGAUUAUGUAAUUAGUUUUAAUUAAAGGAACGAGUUCCACAAAACUGUACAAACAAAGGUAUUCAAUUGUUAUAUACGUUAACAGAGAAACUGUUAGAAAAUUUAUAAAAAUAUACAAUUGUGCUCUUCCCCCAGAUCACGACACGGUUGACAUCACAAGAAACAGGUAACACAUGUGAUAAAAACUUAACAGUUGCCUUUUGGCUUAUACGCUCACAGUUCAUAACUGUCCCCUUUACCUAUAAAAAUAAAUAGCAACAAUCUUACCGUAACAAACACUACAUUACACGACCAAGUGUCUUCAACAGAAGGUUCACUUUUGAACCAUUUUAACAGUAACCAGUGCAAAAAUUUAAUUGGACUUUCUAUUUUUGAGAAUGGUUUUGCGAUGAAUGAUAAAUUUGCAUACAAUUAACCAGUGGAUGUUUAUAACAAUUUUUAAAAAGUAAAACCAUUCAAAUAUGUAACAAAUAUUUGUAGUUUACACGUCUGGAAAUAGCUUUAUACAUCUAAGACUGGAACACUUACCAUACCUGUGCUAUGGUAAAAUUUGAAACUAAAAACUAGAAAAAAACAAAGUUUUUUCUAAUUUUGCACUCAGUUUCAGAAUUGUUAAGUAGUUCAUAUUUAUAUAGUAUUAACAAAAAAAUGUUAUUUCAAAAAUGGUAAUGAUUGUUAUACAAUAACACAGCAUAAUUUUAACAGUUUUCUGUUUUUCCUCUAAACUACAUAAUUUAUUUCUAUAAUACAAGAUGAAAAUGUUCAAUUUUCACUUUUUGACAAAAUCGAUUAAUCUCUUCAAGGUUUACAAAUUUUAAAUACAAAAAUGGGAAUUUAAUAUUCAAGAAUUAAAUAUACAAGAAUUUAAUAUUUAAAUUUUAUUGAUAAAAUACAAAUAAAAUUGUCUUAAAGCUAACUUCGAGGAACAAAAUGUUAAUGCACUUUUACAUCAUAUUUAGAUACUUACUUAAGUAGCUAGUUUUCUUACGCUAAUCAUAAUGUUAUGAAGAAAUGCUUUACGUUGUAAUAAAAGAUAAAAUAGCUCUAGAUUUUAGUUAAUGGGUUUAAUAUUUUAUUUGCAGUUAAUAUUACUUGGAAAAUCGGUAUGAAUUUAAAAUAAGAAUUAGGCCAAUAUAAAUCACUAUGAUGACCUAACACCGCAUUACUCACUGAUAAUCUCAUUGUUGUAAGGAAAAUCGUGAAAUAGAACCUAUAUUGAAAAAAAUUCUAAUAUCUCUAGUUUUCUACAUAUUUUACAUUAUGUACAGGGAAAUUUGAUAAUUGUGUAUCGUUGCAGGUAGUGAUAAAUAAAUCGUAAUCUACACUAAUUUGAGUUUA